Hypoxylon fragiforme is the source of this 1467-nucleotide messenger RNA. Its product is annotated as N-terminal nucleophile aminohydrolase. The coding region runs from base 1 to 1467 and encodes 488 amino acids. The transcript is spliced from 2 exons. NCBI's taxonomy places the organism in Eukaryota, Fungi, Ascomycota, Sordariomycetes, Xylariales, Hypoxylaceae. The record is from RefSeq and is a predicted model, not a curated record. Gene Ontology annotation, molecular function: hydrolase activity.
AUGGAGAAAAUGGAGUAUAGAAAGCAACCGGCCGGGCCACAUGUGAACGUCAAACCCCGCCUGAUCAUCCACGGCGGCGCGGGAAACAUCACGCCCGAGAAGCUUGGCCCGGAGAAGUACAGGCAGUACCAGCAUGCUCUAUUGACUAUUGUCUCAACGGUAGACACCUACAUGCGCACACCCUUCCCCCCUCACAAGGGCAAUGAUGCAUACUCACCCUCACCCUCACCAUCUCCGCCAAAGUACCCCUCCGCCCUCUCCACCGCAACCCACGCCGUAACCCUGCUCGAGAAAAACCCCCUCUUCAACUCCGGCCACGGCGCCGUCUUCACGCGCGACGGCAUCAACGAGCUCGAGGCCUCCGUCAUGGUCUCGCGCGGCCACGCGAAGCGCGGGGUAGGCGUCACUGGGCUACGGAGGGUAAAGCACCCGGUUCUGCUCGCGAAGGCGAUGCUGGAGCACGGGGGGGAGGAUUUGGUGGGGGGCCGGGAUGAGUCAGGGAAGGGGGAGGGGGAGGGAGAGACGCAGCAGCGAUUCUCCCCCGACGUCCCCUCCGCCCAGGGCCACACCCUCCUGCACGGCCCCACGGCCGAGUCCCUCGCCGCAAGGUACGGCCUCGAGCUCGUCGACCCGAGAUACUUCUUCACGCAGAACCGGUGGGACGAGCACAUCCGGGCGCUUCGGCGCGAAAAAAACGGGUCCGGGCUCGCGACGUGGAGCAAGGAGGAGUAUUUGCCGCAGGGGACGUGCGGUGCGGUGGCGCUGGAUGGAGAGGGCGUGCUGUGCGCGGCGACGAGCACGGGGGGGUUGACGAAUAAGCUUACGGGGAGGAUUGGCGACACACCGGUUGUGGGGGCGGGGUUUUGGGCCGAGGAGUGGGGGGAGGCUGGGGGUGAGAGCGAGAGUGGGCUGAGGAGGCGGUUGGGGGUGCCGGGCCCGCUGGUGCAGUUGUCGGAGAGCCUGAGGGGCUUCGUGGCGGAUUGCUUGCCGAGCCCUUUUCUGUACUCGCCGGUUGCACAGAUGCCCUGCGCUACUCGUGAAUUACAAACAACGCGUUCUAUCGCUCUAUCAGGCACCGGAAACGGCGACUCCUUCCUCCGCGUAACAGCCGCCAGGACCGUUGGUGCCGUCGCGCGGUGGGGCAAACUACCGGCGAAAGAGGCUUUAUAUCAAGUCGCCGGACGUGGCGGAGAGCUGCAGAGGAGUGCUGGAGAGCGCUGGGGUCAGACGGGGGAAGGGGAAGGCGGCAUGAUUGGCAUCGAGAGCGUGGUUUCUCGCGAUGCUUCUGGUCGGGUCGUGGGAGUCCGGGCGGAAAUACUGCAGGAUCAUAAUUGUGGAGGAAUGUUUCGCGCUUGGAUUGACAAUGAUGGCAAUGCAGUGAUGCGGAUAUUCCAUCCGGACGAUGGACGCGAUCCCACAGGUGCUUUGGAGCAGGAGGAGAAAACAGGAAGAGUUUACCUCGAAUAA